UUAUACAGUGAGCCAACAAUGCUGGAGGGUGACCUGCCAUUGGAGAAAACCCAACAAUCUGAGGUUUUUGCUGCAACCCGAAUUCCUGGCAGCAGUCGAGAUGAAAUUAAGGUCUACCCUGACAGCAUCCAUGCCAUCAUUACAUGUGUUGGAGGAGUGUUCCCAGUAGACAUACUGCAGCGCUCCACCACUGGUGGGCCAUUAUCUGCUCGGUCCUUCUCUGACAUCUACAACCAGCUGGCUAAAAUAGCUAAGCAGCCCAACACAAGACAGAAGAAUGACCCCUUAACCAUUUGUAGCCUCUCUGCUUUGGACCGCAAAUCCUGGGCUGCCAUUAGGGAAGAGCUCAUUAAGAAAGAAGGAGCUGCGUUAGCAUCACUGGAGCAGAUGGAGAGCGCCGUGCUGACGUUAAGUUUGGAGGACUGCAAUGCACCUUCUGAACUGUCUGACAUCCUUAAUGCAGUGAGACUGGGAGGAGAAGACGGGCCCUGUUUGAGAUACUACGACAAGGUGCUGAAUCUGGUAGUGUUCAAAGACUGCACAGCAGGAUUGCUUUUCGAGCACUGUGCUGUGGACGGGAUGGUAGCUGGCCUCGUAACUGGCAGCGUGUACCAACUUUCUGAGUCAGCUGACGUAAACAUAGUCCACACUGAUGCAGAUAAUGUGAAAGGGUCUGUUCAGCCAACAUCGCUUACAUUUUCUUUGCAAGGGGUAAACACCAAGCCCAGCCCUGAUUUAAAAUCCAAAUAUCCAGUUGUCACUUUUGAUGUGUCUUCAUAUCCGGAUGUAUUUUCAACUCUCAAAAGCCAAAGAGGCCUCUAUGAUGCUUGGAUCAACUUCUCUUUACAACUUUCCCUGAUGCAGACUCUUGGGAAACCCGCUGUCUCUCACAUGCUUGUCACUCCUACCCAUAUGCGCCACUACAAACAUGGCCGUUGUGAUCCCACCUACUCAGCCACCAUGCAGUCCCGUAAGUUAGUCAGUGUCUUGGCAUCUAGCAUUCGCCCCGACAACACCAUCCAAUAUACAAAUAGCAUCCUAAAUUUGUUCCAUGUUGCCUUUUUGGAACACAAGACUCUCAUCAAAAACACUAAAACUGGACAUGGUGUCGGUCCCCACUUAGCUGCCCUUCGUCGAGCUUUACCAAAGGACAAUCCGUUGAAAAAGUUUCUCGACCGCUUUGGUUGUCCGUCUGUGUACCUCACUGGAACCGAUUGGAUGGAGGGAGUAGAGUGUGGAGUUGGUAAUGUUUAUGCUCAGGAUCAGCUAGCAGUAACUUACCUUGGGAAAAGGGAUAAGAUUCGUAUUGUGCUUAAUGCAAAAGGGAGCUUUUCUCUGGAACUGGUCAAGCUGCAGGAGAAGCUGAAGGAGAACUUGACGUUAGUGAUGCUUUUAGCGCUCAGAUAUGCAAUCACUUGUCAAAUGGGAGCUCUGGAGUGUCUCCUUCAACAAAACCAGACAAAGAAAGUAAACAGAGCGAUAAACCACUGUCCAAAGAGCACAUGCAACAACAAAACAACGGCUGACUCGGCCUCAGACAUGAGUCCAGACUAUACGUUGGUGAUACAUGGAGGUGCUGGAGAGGGGAUGAUGAUGAAUGCCCAAGUGAUAAAUGUCAUUGAGUUUGCUCUGCAAACAGCUUUACUCCUUGGAUCCGAAGUGCUCCAAAACGGUGGCCAGAGCCUGGAUGCAGUUCAGAGGUCAGUGGAAGCUCUAGAAGACUGCUUUCUCUUUAAUGCUGGGAAAGGCUCUGUAUUCAACAGAGAAGGCAAAAAUGAAAUGGAGGCAACCAUUGUAGAUGGCAAUCAAAUGAGGUCUGGAGCUGUUGCUUGUGUGCAAAGUGUAAAGAAUCCAAUAAAAGCGGCAAGAUGUGUCAUGGAAAAAAGCUCACAUUCCCUUAUUGUGGGAGAAGGUGCUGAGGAGUUCCUGCUAGGCUUGGAGAAGAAGCCUCAACCUGUCACACCUGACUAUUUUCACACCGAUAUCCGCCACAGAGAACUAACUGCAAAGCUCAGUGUUGUAAACCCUUCAAAAAACAAUCAUCCUCAGACAGUUGGAGCUGUGGCAUUAGAUUCUUGGCGUGGAUUGGCUGCUGCAUCGUCAACGGGCGGGCUAGUGGGGAAACUGAAGGGACGAGUUGGUGACACAGCAGUAGUUGGGGCAGGAAUAUAUGCUGAUAACACAUUAGCUAUUUCCUGUUCUGGAGAUGGAGAUGUGUUUCUGAGGCACACAGUUGCACAGAAAAUCGCCAGCCUCUACCAUCACAAAGGCUAUAGCCUAAGACAGGCAUGUAGAGAAGUAAUGACAGAAAACCUAAAAAAUGUCUGUGCAGGAGUCAUUGCUGUGGACUCUAAAGGGGAUGCUGUUAUAGAGACAAAUGCUGCUGUAAUGUUUGUGGCCUCCAUGAUUGACGGAAUAUCCAGAGUUGAGGUACUUCGGCCCCUGAAUAAUGUCUCUGACGUGAUCUGGGAAACAGAUGAGCUGGUUGCAUAUCUCAAUCCCAAUCCCUGGACCUCCGGGUCAACUAUUUUGACUCGAAAAAUGCUCAGUGGGGCACAUGACAUCUUCCAUUUGGCUGAACCUGAUUUUUUGGUGCUGCUAAAUGGGGCGAAAUCUGUAUCAAAUGUUCUAUGUAAGCAACUGGGAGUGCAGCGUUGCGCUUUGGUUUUUUAUCCCAACCCAAAUCAGGCAGCUCAAAUUAGACUGCUCCCACUUCAUGGCUUAGUGCCGAAGUGGCAGCCGCAUCUUGCCAGUCAGGAGGAAUUUCACUCUUACCACCCUGGAUACUGUUCAUCUAAAAGUGGACCUCGUUGGGAUGAUGAAGCACUGGCCAAGGUUCAAGCCCACAUCAGGAAAGGACUACCAACAACAAAUGCACCUUCUAACUUUGAAUUUUUUGGAGAUCUCUCUGAUGAAAACCUGUUUAGUCGGAUUGUAAAAGGAGAGGAAAAACAGUGGAGAGUAUGGGAAGACAGUCAACAUGUUGCUUUCCUCACACCAUACCCAAACACUCCUGGAAUAACUGUGGUGGUGCCACGCAAACCACUGCCCAGUGACAUCAUGAAGCUGGAAGAAAAAGACUACAAAGCACUAAUCUUGGCCACUUAUAGAGUUGCCCAACUACUGGCGGAAGGAAUGAGAGCUCAAGGUGUUGCACUAAUCUUUGAGGGCUUCGAGAUCGACUACGCUCACACCAAGCUGAUUCCUCUGCUACCUUCCCCCGAAGGUCCAACGAUUGUUAGACCACAAGCAGAAUUCUUCCCAAAGUACCCUGGCUAUGUGUCAUCCCUUGAUGGUCCACCUGCUGACCUAGAUGACCUCAAAACACUGUACUCUAAAAUCACUCAGUGCAGGGCUCCACAAUCUUGGAAAGACCCUCAGUCACACUCCACAUUUGCAAUCACCAGCCAGUGGUAUCGCAACCUGUUCCAGAUACAGAACACUCUUUUCCACAGCACGGUGGAAUAUUUUAGCCAUUCUUGCAAGUACUCUUAUGCUCUGACGCCUUUCACUACAGACACUAUCUCCUCCCCAAUGGGUCUUGGGUCUGACUCAGAGCCAGUUUCCGUUCACCUCUUGGGUCAAGACAUCUAUCUGGCCGACUCCAUGCAAUUUGUGCUUGAAUACUUCCUCCGCUUCCAGGAGAACCUACAGGGUACCUACUACAUCUCUCCUAGCUUUAGAGGAGAAGAUCCUGAUUCCACACACUUGAAUCAAUUUUAUCAUGUGGAGUGUGAACUGUUGGGGGACAUGGACCGUGCUAUUUCCAUCGCUGAGAGAUAUCUGGCUCAUCUCACUAAGUCAAUACUCAAGAAACACUCUGAGAUAAUCCUCCACACUGCAGGGACCCUCACACAUGUCACAUCCAUGCUGAGUAAGUUGGAGGGUGAAACCCCAGUGCCACGGGUUUCUCUUGACCAGGCCAUUCCAAUGAUGCCCUCUGCUGAUUGCUUGGAGUGGGUCCAAGACGGCCAGCCCCAGUUUGGAAGAAAGCUUACACGAAAAGGAGAGCGGGUGUUGAUAGAAAAAUAUUGCGGUGUUGUUUGGUUGACUGAGAUGGACCAUCUAGCGGUUCCCUUCUACCAGGCUUAUGUGGAGGGCAGUGGGCGAUGCAAAGCCAAGGCUGCAGACCUUCUGCUGGGCUUGGGAGAGACUAUUGGUCUUGGUGAACGUCAUUCUACCCCUGCAUUGGUACAAAAGGCUCUCAGACACCAUGCAGUUCCACAGCAGUCCUACAAGUGGUACACUGACAUGCGGCAGGUGAAACCACUCCUUACCAGUGGUUGGGGGAUGGGCACAGAGCGAUACCUGUGUUGGCUGCUCCAGCAUGAUGACAUCAGAGAUAUACAGAUUAUUCCAAGACUAAAAGGAAUUAAGUAUAUGCCCUGAUUUUCGAUACUCUUCGCCCAACAUACUGUAAAAUUCAUGGCUAAGGAGAAAUACUAAGCAUGAACUGCACAGUACUAGUAUUGCCACUCAAUGAUGCAAGCUAUAGGACAUUCCAUCAUAUUUAUUUUGCAUUUCUUUCUGUUUCAAUUGCUACAACAGUUAUCUUCUUAAUAUGUGCAACAACUAAUUACAUGUUUAGAAUUGUUUUAAACUUGCAUCAUCAGUUGAUCGAAUGGUUUGAUUACUGUGGUUAUUAUUUAAUACUGGAUCACAGCAUAUACUGUAUAAAUAAAAUAUAAUCAAAUUCUGAUGUUGUCCUAAAAACAUUGCAUUUUAUUAAUCUGAUGCAUUUCGUGUUUUUUAACUAACAUUUCAAAUCAACUUGUAGCGUUUUAAUGGAGGUAUAUAUGAUCUUGCCCCAUAUAUUUUUCAAUAAAAUAACAAUACAAUCUUCUGUUUUAACCAAUAACUAACAAAGUCCAAUGAAACUUGUUCUCUGAUCAUGGUAGCAUCAUGUUUUAAAUAUUUGUGGAUUCAACUAAUGGACAACCAUUUUGAUUGUGAUGUUCACAGAGAAUAAAUACUUC
Entelurus aequoreus (snake pipefish) is the source of this 4976-nucleotide messenger RNA. RefSeq lists its product as uncharacterized. Gene Ontology annotation, molecular function: ATP binding; aminoacyl-tRNA ligase activity; hydrolase activity. Lineage: Eukaryota; Metazoa; Chordata; Actinopteri; Syngnathiformes; Syngnathidae. The record is from RefSeq and is a predicted model, not a curated record. Gene Ontology annotation, biological process: tRNA aminoacylation for protein translation. The coding region runs from base 19 to 4389 and encodes 1456 amino acids. The transcript is spliced from 3 exons.